AUGUCUACUUUUCAUAUUCUCAAUCCCCAGAAUAAAAACUUAAAAGAGGAACCUGACAAAAGCAAUUCUGCUACAGCGCCUAUUGAUUAUGUUUCACCGGUUCCACUUCUAAACAAAGACAAAAACAAAACUGAAAACUUCCUGUUCAAAGAAGAUGAUCCGGCUAAACAAAAUUCUGAUGGUGUAACUGCUGAAGAGGUUGAAGCAAACCUUGACACGAUCAGGAAAAGUUUCCAUUCGCCUCCACUUCACUCUUGCUUGCUCACAUUUGACAAUGAAGAAAUAGAAAAAGACCUAAAAAUAUAUAAUGUUUUCGAAGCGCCAGAGAAAUUGCAUGCCAGAGCAGAAGUUGUGAUGUCUUUUAUUAUAUUCUUUAUUAUUUCAAUUGCUUCUUUUGUCAUGUUUCAGCGACCUGCCGCCUGGCUUGCACUUUUCCCUAUUUUCCUUAUUAUUGAAAUUGCUUUCAUUUUCAAAAUAAUAUUUCAUAAUAAGUUUGAAUUUUUAAAGAGUUUACCUGACAGUUGGAUUAUUCGAAGUAUUGAAGCUACCUUUUUAGCAUUCAUCCCAAUUCUUGCUGUAUUCUCAAACUUCUACUGUCCCGGCUUCAUAGGUCAUUUGUGGCAGGAGAAAUGUUUCUGUAUUACAUUUAUGGUUGCACUUUUCAAUUUCACCACUUUUUCAACAGUAAAUUCAAUGAUGAGAUCAGUCAUGGCUAUACUCUCAUUUUUUAUCUUCCUUUUAAUUCAUACCCUGACUGCCUGCACGCAAAACAGUGAUAUGGAAUAUGACCUGUUGUAUGAUAACACAUCAGAUAUUGUCACACAAAUGCCACUCCCUAAUUUAAUCUUUAGCAGGUCAGACCAUUUCAUUUUCCUCAUUGACUUGGAUUUAAUACUCCAUCUGCUACUUAUAUUAUUUUUGAAUAGAGAAUUUGAAGUAAGCUACCGAAUUUGCUAUCAUUGUGACGCUGAGGCCAUGUCUUGUCAGAAACAUAUAAAAGACAACAAAGACCAGUUGGAAUGGCUAUUACACAAUAUCAUCCCAGAACACAUAUCUUCAAAACUGAUAAAUGGCCGCUAUUCUAAAAACCACCAGUAUAUUGGUGUUAUUUUUGCUGGUCUUGUAAACUUUAAUGAAUUAUAUGAAGAAUCUUACCAGGGUGGGCGGGAAAUGUUAAGAGUUUUAAAUGAAUUAGUUGGUGAUUAUGAGGAUCUUCUUGAUGAUGUUCGAUUCAAAGAUGUAGAAAAAAUCAAAACUAUCACUAGCACAUUUAUGGCAGCUUCUGGUUUAGAUGAAAAGAAGUGCCAACAAAAUAAGCAUAAAUAUGCACACCUGUUCAACCUAAUGCUAUUUGCCAUGGAGAUGCAGAAAGUAAUUGAAAAUUUCAAUAAAAGUAUGAUAAACUUUGAAUUUAUUCUCAACAUUGGGUACAACUUUGGCGAAGUUACGGCCGGGGUUAUUGGAACGACUAAACUGCUGUUUGAUAUUUGGGGGGAUACUGUUAAUGUAUCUAGCCGAAUGUACUCCAAUGGAGCCGCAAGAAGAAUUCAAGUUCCUUCAUCGAACAUUGAAAUCUUAUCAGAAAUGUUUGACUUUGAAUACCGAGGUACAAUAUUAAUUAAAGGGAAAGGGGAGAUGGGAACUUAUCUUCUGGUAAAACAAAAGAUGGGGCUCACUGGGAUUAAAUAUACAACAAACUUUUACUUUUAAUCACAAAGACUGAAAUAUGGAAAUCCUUGCAAAAGACUGGAGAAAGUAAACCUAUUUAAAAAAUUUUUUUUUUUAGAGAAAUUAAAA
This is a messenger RNA of Octopus sinensis (East Asian common octopus), 1797 nucleotides long. RefSeq names its product adenylate cyclase type 9-like. Bases 1 to 1710 code for a protein of 569 amino acids. Lineage: Eukaryota; Metazoa; Mollusca; Cephalopoda; Octopoda; Octopodidae. The transcript has 4 exons. The record is from RefSeq and is a predicted model, not a curated record. Gene Ontology annotation, biological process: adenylate cyclase-activating G protein-coupled receptor signaling pathway; intracellular signal transduction; cyclic nucleotide biosynthetic process. Gene Ontology annotation, molecular function: adenylate cyclase activity.